AUGGAAAAGGUGCACGCCCGACUGGCUGCUUUGUGCAGGAAGACGCCAAUCGAGAUGGUUCAGGAUUGGAUUGAGGUCGAUGGUUGGAUCCAGGACACGUGGGCUGUAGCGGGCGAUAAUGGCUGGGUCAUGGUUCGCGACAAGGACAGUCUCAAUGGAAAGCAUGCGCACUGUUUCAUCUCUGGCGGCGGAGACGACACCGUCUGGGAUCCCGUCACAUACCAGCUGAUCCCAACCUUCACCUGCCACAAUUUCUACUAUACUCUGCCAUGGCAACCAGAGGACGAAAGGAACAAGGAUGAAUCAACUAUAAUAAAAAAG
Messenger RNA from Mesorhabditis spiculigera, 321 nucleotides. NCBI's taxonomy places the organism in Eukaryota, Metazoa, Nematoda, Chromadorea, Rhabditida, Rhabditidae. The record is from the annotation of a GenBank genome assembly.